This is a messenger RNA of Exophiala bonariae, 3672 nucleotides long. RefSeq lists its product as uncharacterized. The record is from RefSeq and is a predicted model, not a curated record. Gene Ontology annotation, biological process: copper ion homeostasis. The coding region runs from base 1 to 3672 and encodes 1223 amino acids. NCBI's taxonomy places the organism in Eukaryota, Fungi, Ascomycota, Eurotiomycetes, Chaetothyriales, Herpotrichiellaceae. Gene Ontology annotation, cellular component: membrane. The transcript has a single exon. Gene Ontology annotation, molecular function: copper ion binding; ATP binding; ATP hydrolysis activity.
AUGUCUCUUACCUCUGUAUUUCUAGUUUCCAACAUUCAUUGUCCAUCUUGUGUCUCCCAUGCCCAGCAUGUUCUACGUGAUAUCCCGGAUCUUCAUUCGCCGCCUCAUGUUUCCUUGAUUGAGCACACAAUUCGGGUCAAACACACCAAAUCAGAAACACAACUUCUCAUCUUGAACGCCCUACUUAAGGCCGCGUUUGAAGUUCAUCAUGUCACGACAGUGGACUCAUUUGGACGCUCCACCGAGGAGUACGAUGUCACUCCAGAACCAGCUACCUCUUCCGCUUCUCGUUCCACCCGGCUCAUGUCUAAGGUACAGCGGAAGCAUAUCAAAAAUUGCCAGGCAUGUCAACGAGAUCCAUCUCAGGCCAAGAUCAAAAAUAGACCCAGGUCCGCCCCGGCAAGUGCCUUGCACUUACGGGACUCCAACAGUGUCUCGAUGAGCAUCGACACUCCUAAAUUCCACAAGCAAUCAAUUCCCAGUCUUGACGGCACUAGUGACUUCCCAACCGCUCUUUGUUACACUGCUACAAUCUCGAUUGGUGGGAUGACUUGUUCGUCUUGCUCCACAACCAUCCGAAAGGCUCUCGGCGAUUUAGCCAUCGUUAAUUCGGUGGAUGUCAAUCUUGUGGCAAAUAGUGUUGUGGUCAGCUAUAUGGGCCCUGAAGGAAAUUUACAGCGAAUCGUCCAGGCAAUUGAGGACUCUGGGUACGAUGCAACAACCCACCACAUUGAUCAUGACGACAGUACUCUGGACGAAAGCAGUACGCUUUUCAGAACAUCACUCAGUAUCACGGGCAUGACUUGUGGUAGCUGUGUUGGAACUAUUUCAAAUGGUGUUGCUGAAUUGGAGUUCGUUCGCUCAGCUGAUAUUGAUCUGGUCGGAAGUAGAGGCACAGUUACAUUCAAAGGUCAAGACAACCUCAACGCCAUCCUAAGCAAGAUCGAUGAUCUAGGCUAUGAUGCAGUUGAAGUGGAGACCAUGCCACUUUCUGGUCCUAGAAUAACUCAGUCUACGGAAAGAAGUGUUCAGAUUCAAGUUAUGGGCAUGUUUUGCAAUCACUGUCCGGAAAACCUCAAAUCUUCUUUCGCUGGUAGUGCCAAUCUCCAACAACACACCUUCAAAGUGACACAAUGGCCCACAGUCAAUGAUCCCAUGAUCACAAUCACUUACAAUCCGGCUCCUCCGAAAUUGACGGUACGGGAGUUUAUCAAGACGAUUUCAGAUACUCAUGAAGCAUUCAGUGCAAUUGUAUAUCACCCACCCACCUUGGAAGAAAGAUCUCUUCGAAUGCAGCAAGCGGAGCAAAAGCACAUACUUUUGAGACUGAUCUUCACUGCAGUGGUGGCCAUACCAAGUUUCAUCAUUGGUAUUGUCUUCAUGAGCCUUGUGUCAAAGUCAAAUCUCACCAGGAAGUGGUUCGAGCAACCUAUCUUGGGUGGAAAUGCCAUGCGGAUAGACUGGGCACUUUUCUUUAUCACCACACCGGUCAUGUUAUAUGGCGCCGAUAUUUUCCAUCGUCGAGCAUUAAAGGAAAUCUGGUCCAUGUGGCGACCAAGAAGCACUGUUCCAUGGUUGCGAAGGUUCUAUCGAUUUGGAAGUAUGAACCUUUUGAUCAGUGCCGGCACUUCGGUGGCAUACUUCUCUUCUCUAGCCGUCCUUAUCGCUGAUGCAACAAGUGACCCUAUGCCGACCCAUGACGAUCGUUCCGCGAAUUCUUAUUUCGACACAGUCACAUUCCUUACAUUUUUCAUCCUCAUUGGCCGUUUUUUGGAGGCAUACAGUAAAGCGAAGACUGGAGAUGCUGUUGCCAUGUUGAGCAAGUUGCGACCAUCCGAAGGCCUUCUAGUUGAACAGGGCUCAAACAACCAGUAUGCCAUUCUUCCUGUGCCUGUCGACCAGUUAGAGAUCGGUGACGUGGUGCAGGUCCCUCACGGAUCAUCUCCUCCCACGGAUGGUGUCAUAGAACAAGAUGGUGCCUUUCUUUUCGAUGAAAGUUCAUUGACUGGCGAAUCCAAACCAGUGAAGAAGUCUUUAGGCGAUGAUGUCUACUCAGGCUCCGUCAAUGUUUCAAGCCCUGUCAGAAUCAAAGUUACAGAAAUUGAUGGUACAUCAAUGCUUGAUCGAAUAGUCAAUGUUGUUCGCGAUGGGCAAGCAAGAAGAGCGCCGAUUGAGAGGGUGGCAGAUGUUGUGACGGGAUACUUCGUACCUGUGAUUACUCUGCUCGCGCUUCUGACUUGGGUUAUUUGGCUCUCGUUGGGACAAUCAGGAACUCUACCAUUGGCUUGGCUUGAUGUGGAUCAGGGCGGCUGGUCAUUCUGGUCCCUCAAAUUCGCCAUUGCCGUCUUCGUCGUGGCAUGUCCUUGCGGAAUCGGCUUAGCUGCACCCACUGCAUUGUUCGUCGGUGGUGGAAUGGCAGCCAGCCAAGGUAUUCUGGUCCAAGGUGGUGGCGAGGCGUUUCAAGAUGCUUCCACUUUGAACACGAUAGUAUUCGACAAAACCGGAACUCUAACCGAAGGGCAGAUGAAGGUUACAGAUUUUGAAUUGCUUGAAUCAGAACAGCUGAAAGGUCUACCCAAGACUGCUAUUUUUACCAUGUGCCAUAUAAUGGAGAACUCCAGCACUCACCCGAUUGCCAAGGCAAUUGCAGAGUAUACUACCCAGACAGUUUCAACCCUUCAGCUUGAAAGUUCUGAGCUCAAGGAAAUACCUGGUCAAGGAAUGACAGGCACAUUUUCCCUCAAGCAAGACUCUAAAACAAUAGUUUAUGAGGCCCUCCUUGGAAAUGAAGGAAUGCUUCACUCACUGAAUGACGACCUCGAAGAUUCCAGUUCAGAUUUGGUGUCAACACCAAUAGAGAAGCAGUCCAAGUCACUCUCAAUGAGCAAGGAUUUCUUUGUCAGCCCAGUUCUGCAGAGGUACCAAGCACUUGGGCGAUCUACGUCUAUUCUUGCGAUUCGGAAAGUAUCGAAUGACUCGAAAGAACCACGGGAGGAAGGGUGCAAAUUCAGACCUGUUGCAAUCUUCGCAAUUGCGGAUCCAAUCCGUGCCGAGGCAGUGAAUGUGCUUGAAAGUCUACGCUCACUGGGUCUAGAUGUCCAUAUGUGUACUGGAGACAAUCAUACUACUGCUCUUGCCAUUGCAGCUCAACUCGGCAUACCGGCCGGGAAUGUUCGUGCAGGCGUCUUACCACAAGACAAAGCCGCCUAUAUCCAAGAACUACAAGGGGUCUCGCCGAACUACACAACUAGCGCUAUCCGAAAGCGCAGUGUCGUUGCGUUCGUGGGUGAUGGAACAAACGACACACCAGCUUUGUCAGCUGCUGAUGUGUCGAUCGCCCUGGCCUCUGGAUCAGACGUUGCAAUGACCACCGCCUCCUUCAUCCUCCUCAACUCAGAUCUGAAAACAAUUUUGUCGCUGGUGAGGUUGGCCAAGAGAGUGUUCCUCAGAGUCAAACUCAACUUCGCGUGGGCUGCUGUGUACAAUAUUUGCCUUAUACCAGUGGCAGCUGGAGUUUUCUUUGCGAUUGGUGCUGACGAUAACCAUGGUGGAUGGAGACUGGGUCCUGUCUGGGCGAGCGCCGCCAUGGCAUUGAGCAGCGUCAGCGUUGUGGCAAGCAGUUUAGCUUUGAAGCUGCCCGAGCUCACACUGAGAAACAAGCAGUCCGAAUAG